UAGAUUCGACGACUAACGCGUGUCGAAUUCAAAUAACAACAAUAAAUAAAGUUUUUAAUAAAGCAAUGUGCAAAAUUUACGAUAAGUGGUUAACAACAAUAUCUCAAUGAAACUGCAAGUCAUAAAGAACGGUUUGUACUAAAAAUUCAAUUCAGUUAAGCCGUUUCAACGACGAGUGUUUAAAUAUUACGGAGUUAUUUUUGCACACGUUACUGGCAGUCACUCUCUAGAGUUAUACACAUCCAGUGCCGUCAAUUAAAAUGGCCAAUCAGAGUGCGGAAAAUAUAAAUUUGACCCAAUUGGAAGCAAUGGAAGCAAUAGUAGUAUUGCAAGUGUUCAAGACGCCAUGGCUGUUGGGGAUUGCAGUGUCUGCGGCUUGUUUGAUAUUGCAGCUGCUCGUGUUGAUUCUGAUUCCAAAUGCAAGGAAAUACGACGAAAAAGUGUUAGUGCAACUAACUAUUGCGAGGAUCGUGAAUACAGUGUGCGAAUUUCUGAUAUCAUUCGAGAAUUUGGAACAAGGAUUAUUCAACGAUGUGGUAUACGGAUUGUACUUUCAGUCGGAUUUCGCUCUAGUUUCCUGGAUGUUUAUUUUCACGAAGAAUUUAUAUGACAAAGUGGUUUUGGUGUUUGUUUACGAGAAAAUAAGAUUACGUAUUGUUUCAUGUUUAGUAUGGUUCCUGACAUUGCCUGUCGGAGUUUUGUGUCCAGUCUUGUUAACAUAUUACAAAGAAUACUGGAAUGUUUUCUACAAAUCUUAUUCUCAGGUUAAGUUUUUUAUGUUGCUUUUGAACGCAUUGAUUUUUGUAGAGAUAUUUCAUGUGGCGUGUAAAAUAGGUGUUGAUAGAACGAAAAACGUUAAGCAUUUGGUAAAGACUUCCGUGAUAGCUUUUAUAUUAGUGUGCAUUACUAGUGCACAAGUUUUAAUAACAGAUUUACUUUCCUAUUUCAUAGUUGGUCAUGAGGAUAUAAUUUAUACAUUUUGUGUUGUAAAUUCAUUUCAAACGUUCGCUAUAACCAUCAUAUUUAUUAUUUUAGCUGGAAAGAAACUUAAAACGGAUUCAUUAGUCGUAGUAAUAUUAUUUGAAUUAAAAAAACUUUUGUCAACUACUUAGUUGGUACAAAUUCGCGACUAGAUUCUAAUAAGUACCCGUACCACGAGUCACUGAAAGUGUCAACACUAAUGCGGGCUACACACUCGUCGAGAUAUCUCGAGACAGGUAGAGAACGAGUGUGUACGUACUGCUCCCUUCUCGUUUCUCUCUUCCUAGUCUUUUCUCGCGCUUCUCUGAUUGGACGCUCCGAGCGUUGCCGAGACUCUCAGCGAGAGGCUCUGGGCUAUAACCGCGAAAAUUGAAGUUCGCAAAUUGCGGGCAUUUUUCUCUGUCACUCUAAUUACGCCUUCAUUGGAGUAAAAGAGAAAGAUCCCCCUCAGGACGAGUGUGUACAGUCGCCAUAACAUAUACGCUAACGUCUACGUAAUUUACUUUCUAUGAUUAUAUCUUGCUCGCACUAAGAUGACAGUACUAUACUACCAAGUAGUAGCAGUAGUAAGUAGUAAACUCUUUAUUGUACAAAAAGACAUUAAAAAUAACAUAAAAUUAGUUAGAAGUACAAAGGCGUACUUAUCCAUACAGUUACAGUUUUGACACUGUCUGUAACUUGUGGAAACAAGAAUAUCAAAGAAUUUUAGGAUAUACAUAUUAUAUUUCAUUUUAUUUUUGGAUUACAAAGAACACCUGAGACGUAAGCAUGUGGUUCUAAUCAUAUACUAGGUAAAUCCAGUAAAAUAUUGUAGUUAAUAAUAACUAAGGUGUAUUUGGUUACUUUCGAAAAGAUCAAAAUUACGAGUGUUCCAAAAAAAAUAUAAAAAGAGGAAGGAAAUUGGUUUCGGAUACUAUGCUAUCGUCGGACGGUCAAGUGGUUAUACGAACGAAGGUAGUAAAACGAGUGACAUAUAUUAUUCGUAAUAAAUACGUUAUGAAAUUUAUGCUAGUACUAUAGAGGUACAUAUACGUUAAUGCAGAAUAAUUUAAUCAUAUCGAUAAGAUAUGUUAUAUAAAUUAAAACUAAGUUGUUGCAUGUGUAAUAAGGUACUUAAAUAAUACACCUUUUAGUUUCGGACCUCAGGAUUCGCUUAUCUUUAAUCCUUAUCUAACCUUAUAGGAUUCAAUAUAAAUUAGAACUAAUAAAGAAGUAUUAAUCAGUAUUUUCAUUAAUAUUUUAACAGUUUAUAAGUUUAGUAAAGGCGUGGCUCACUCUGCGAUUUCGUCGCUUUGCUACAAGUACAUCCGUUCCACACCAAUUUUGGUGGCCAGCCAUAAACCGCGCGUGGCGGCUUCGCCACCUAGCGGCCAUAUCUGUCCUGGUCGUAACAGACGCGUUUUGUUAGAGAGUGAGUUUUCUAUACCUAGUACUAUUAUUUAUUAUGUGGUAUAGGUAUUAUGUUUGUACAA
Molecule: messenger RNA, 2453 nt
Organism: Cydia fagiglandana
Lineage: Eukaryota; Metazoa; Arthropoda; Insecta; Lepidoptera; Tortricidae
Exons: 1
Coding region: 261-1112 (283 amino acids)
Source: RefSeq, a predicted model, not a curated record